UGAAGCUAGCAGCAAGGAAAUCUGUCUGAGUCUCCCACACGGGGACAAGGACCCAAGCGCCUGAGCAUCACCUGCAGCAGGUACCUGCAGCAGGUACGCAGCAGCAGCUGCCCUGGGAGCAGAGGCAGGAUUUUGAUAGAGGCUGCCAGCAUCCCCGACAACCUCCCGUGCCUCAAGGACAGCCCUGCCUGCCACUUUUCUACUUUUGAAUUUCUAACAACAACAACAAUAGUUUUCCCCUUCGAAAAUGAUCAGAGCUGCACUUCUCUAGCACUUACUGAGUCACUGAAAAAUAGUAAGACGAAUCUUCACCACAAGCCGUCUGAAGGUGCAGUUACACACGUGUCGGAGAGGACGAAACCAAGAGUCAGGGGUCAGUAACUUGCCGGACGGUGCAGAGACAGUAAGAGCUGGGGAGCAGGCUUGAAAGCUGCACCGGAUUGGAUCCCGGGAGCCUGCUUGGCCUGGAGGUGACCACUCCAUGGCAGCUGGCUGGCCCCGUUCUGGGCCGUGGGGAGUAAAUGGGAAGCAAACUGCUCACUUUCUUGGGAAUCAUGUGCCUCUCGCCCAGGAUCACUGUUUCACACCCACGGAGGGUCUGGCCAUCUGUUUUCUCUGCCAUCCCCCACCCUCCCAGCUCCCCCCGUCCUGUGGUCGGCUGUCCUAAGGAUGUGACAGGGCCUGUCCUUCGGCUGCCUUUCCCAGGUUCUCUGGGUAUUUCCUUUCAGUCUUCCAGCACAUGAGGAAGAAUGCAGCCUGACUCAGGUUCUGCCCAAACCCCGUGGCCCAGGGCCCACCUGGAGAGGGAGAGAGGGUUGCACUGAGAAAUGGAAGUGGCUCUUGUUUGCCUUUCUAAUAAUAACCCUGAACAUUUGCCUCGUGCCAUUAUUUUGGGGAGCGUGGAAUGUGUGGCAGCCACGAGCUCAUUAAGCUUCAUUCACUUCCCUCCAGGGAGGAAGCUGUAGCAGGGUUUCUGCCUCCAUCCCUUUUCUUGAAGAGGGAAAUCGAGGCACCAGGACUUCCCUCAGAGAGCCAGAGAUGGCUAGGGACACUCCGUGAGUCAGUGUCAGGGCCUGGAAUGGAACCCAGGACUCUCCAAUGCCAAGGUCCCACGAUGCGUUGGGCCACCCUACAAGAAUGGGGAAGUGAGGAGGGUGAGGAAGUGGGAUGGGUUAAAGGAGAGUGGUGCUGAGAGAGCAGAGGGAUCAGAGCGUGCAAGCUUCUUGCAGCUGGUAAGACUGGAAUUGGACUAUGUGAGUGCUGGGACUGUAUGUAGGGCUGGCUGGGAGAGCGCUGGAGGAAGGUUAAAUUUAACCUCGGUGUCCUAACCUAGUGCUGGGCAAAGGGUAGGCAAGGGCGUGAAACAACCCGCAGAAGGCUGAGGGGAUACAUGGGAUUGGUCUGUGCCCCUGGGUUCUAGAAGGCCCCUCAUCCUGGGGACCCUCCCCCCCAGGCACUUGCCCACUGUUGGGAAUGGAAUGUCAGUCAGAUGAGGCACUCCUGUGGUGAGAUCUCCUGGGAUGUUGUUUUCCCAGGAGGGAGUAGAGAACGGGAGGCCCUUUGGAGGAGGACCCAGGAGAGCCAGAACCCAGAGGUGCCAUGGCGUCUGACCUGGAGAGCAGCCUCACCUCCAUAGACUGGCUGCCCCAGCUGACCCUCCGAGCCACCAUCGAGAAGCUUGGCUCUGCUUCCCAGGCUGGGCCACCAGGGGGCAGCCGCAAGUGUGCCCCAGGGUCCCCCACGGACCCCAACGCCACCCUGAGCAAAGAUGACGCGGCAGUCCACCAGGACGGUAAACCACGGUACAGUUACGCCACCCUCAUCACCUACGCCAUCAACUCGUCCCCGGCCAAGAAGAUGACCCUGAGUGAGAUCUACCGCUGGAUCUGUGACAACUUCCCCUAUUACAAGAACGCUGGCAUUGGCUGGAAGAACUCAAUUCGGCACAACCUCUCCCUCAACAAGUGUUUCCGGAAGGUGCCCAGACCUCGGGAUGACCCUGGGAAGGGCUCCUACUGGACCAUCGACACCUGCCCUGACAUUUCCCGCAAGAGAAGGCACCCUCCAGAUGAUGAUCUGUCCCAAGACUCACCGGAGCAGGAAGCAAGCAAGAGCCCACGGGGAGGCAUUCCAGGGACCGGGGAAGCCUCACUGCCUCCUGAGGGGAACCCUCAGAUGUCACUGCAGAGCCCCACCUCCAUCGCCAGCUAUAGCCAGGGCACAGGAGCCGUGGAUGGCGGAGCAGUGGCUUCGGGGGCUCCGGGCCGAGAAGGUGCUGAGGGCGCCCCUCCCCUCUAUAACACCAACCACGACUUCAAAUUCUCCUACUCAGAGAUCAACUUUCAGGAUUUAAGUUGGUCCUUCCGCAACCUCUACAAAUCCAUGCUGGAAAGGUCCUCUUCGUCACAGCAUGGCUUUUCGUCUCUCCUGGGGGACAUGCCGCCCUCCAACAACUACUACAUGUACCAGCAGCCACCGUCACAGCAGCAGCAGCAGCCGCCACCACCACCGCCACAGCCGCCUCCCCAGCAGCCCCAGCAACAGCAGGCACCUGCCCAGGGCCCCUCGACUGUGGGAGGCGCCCCUCCACUGCACACCCCAAGCCCAGAGGGCUGUACCCCAUCAGGGGGAAAGCAAGCCGGGGCAGAGGGCUACGGGCCACCCCCUGUGCUGGCCCUGCAUCCACCCCCAGUGCAGCACGGCGGCUACCACCCUCAGCAGCACCAUGCCCACUCCCACCCUACCCAGCAGCCGCCACCUCCACAGCAGCAGGCCCAAGGCCAGGCGCCCAUCAACAGCACUGGCUUUGCCUUUCCUCCUGACUGCUGCUACAGCAUUGACUCCUUAAAGGAAAGCUUCAAGAUGGUGAAUCGGCUCAACUGGUCCAGCAUUGAGCAGUCACAGUUCUCGGAGUUGAUGGAGAGUCUCCGACAGGCAGAACAGAAGAACUGGACCCUCGACCAGCAUCACAUUGCCAAUCUGUGCGACUCCCUCAACCACUUCCUGACUCAGACUGGUCAUGUGCCCCCACAAGGGAGCUCCCACCGGCCACCAGCCCCUGCCCGUAUUGCCGACUCCUGUGCCCUCACCAGUGGCAAACAGGAGCCAGGCAUGAACCAAGUCAACUCCUACGGGCACCCACAAGGCCCCCACCUCUACCCUGGCCCGUCACCAAUGUACCCAAUCUCUACCCAGGACUCAGCAGGAUACAGUCGCCCAGCACACCACAUGGUCCCUCGGCCCCCAGUGCCACCUCCUGGUGCCAACGAGGAGAUCCCCGACGACUUCGACUGGGACUUGAUCACUUAAUGCGUCACACAGUGUGGACAUCAGCCCAGGGGGUGGCCAAGUGCGGCAGUGGGCGCGAGGCGGCUGUCUCCCCUCGCCCCGCUUGUACAUAGAUAUAAUCAUCCGUGUUUUUCUCUGUCAGAGAAGCCACCGCAAGAUGCUGCCGAGGGUGCCCUCCCUGCCCCACCUCGUUCUUCUCUCUUCUUUCCUGGUCUCUCCUGAUUCUUUAAUUCUUCUGAUGUUGUUGUUGGUUGUAUGCCGUCUCCUGUCCUGACACCAUAGACCAUGUCCACCCCUUGCUAACUUAAAACCAUCAGGCUAGAAGAUAAGGGCAUGACAGCGGUGAAGAUGUUAAGCUCUGACUUAACUUUCUUCUUGAGGAACGUCGUGGCCUUCCCACCCUGGGGGCCUGAGUUGGUUCCUGUCACUGUUUCAGGUCAGGACUUCGCCCAGCAGCCAUGAAUCAGCAGGCUUUCCUCAGCGGUGCUAAUCCUGCCCUUUGAGCUUUUCCUUGCCCUUGUGUCCCGUCAGUCCUCGCCUCUGACAGCACUCCUUCCCUGUCAAGGGUGAGAGUGUUGAUGGCAGUGCCGGAAGGUCACAGUAAAUGACUCAUGGAACGGGGACUGGCCCGGGUCCAGUAGAACACGGUGGAGAAUGUGUGCGGAAGUGGGUGGACGCCGCCCUGCCGCACAGGCAUCCGCUGCUUUAUUCCUAUCCUAGCCCCUUCUCCAAGAAGGUAGGAUUGGUCCUAGCCCAAACUCUGCUUCUCUGGUAGGGCAUGAGGUCAGCUACUCCCCAUAGGUUCAGCUUCUCAGAAAUGCUUUCAAGUUAAUCAUUUUGGCGUUCCAAGACUUUCCUUUUUUUUCCUGUGAAAAUUCACUGUGGCUGUUUCUUGCAUUCGCAAAUUGUCCUUCAUCUUUUUUCCCUCAUUCAGCAAAUACUGUUUUGUCCUCCUCCGAUGAUGUGUCCAAGUCUUCCACCUGUGUUUACUUUCUGAGAUUGUCAGGAGAGACAAGGUAACUCAUUAUCACUGCAUGUUCCAUCGCGUCCUGGACGCGGUGGGAAUCCUCUUCCCGCUUUCCUGCUGGACUCAUCUUGGUUGGAGGAAGGGCAGGAGAGGAAGAGA
Messenger RNA from Ochotona curzoniae (black-lipped pika), 4414 nucleotides. It is a transcript of the gene FOXJ2, whose product is annotated as forkhead box J2. The record is from RefSeq and is a predicted model, not a curated record. Gene Ontology annotation, biological process: regulation of transcription by RNA polymerase II. The transcript is spliced from 11 exons. Lineage: Eukaryota; Metazoa; Chordata; Mammalia; Lagomorpha; Ochotonidae. Gene Ontology annotation, molecular function: DNA-binding transcription factor activity, RNA polymerase II-specific; RNA polymerase II cis-regulatory region sequence-specific DNA binding. Gene Ontology annotation, cellular component: nucleus. Bases 1600 to 3309 code for a protein of 569 amino acids.